Molecule: messenger RNA, 390 nt
Organism: Arabis nemorensis
Lineage: Eukaryota; Viridiplantae; Streptophyta; Magnoliopsida; Brassicales; Brassicaceae
Source: the annotation of a GenBank genome assembly
AUGCUAACCGCAGCCGGAGACGAUGAACCGGACCUGGUCGUGGGACAGGAUCCGCCAACGGAAGCCGCCACUCCAAGAGUGCUGACAAUAAUCUCUCACGUGAUGGAGAAGCUCGUGGCACGUAACGAGUGGUUGGCUAAGCAAACUAAGGGAUUCGGGAAGAGCUUGGAGGCUUUUCAUGGCGUGAGAGCACCAAGUAUAAGUAUAGGGAAGUACCUUGAUAGGAUUUAUAAGUACACAAAAUGUAGCCCUGCGUGUUUCGUGGUCGGGUAUGUGUACAUAGACCGGUUGGCUCAUAAGCACCCUGGCUCAUUGGUUGUCUCCACGAAUGUUCAUAGACUCCUCGUCACUUGUGUCAUGAUUGCUUCCAAGAUCCUAGACGAUGUGUAA